GAAAGCAACAAAAAUGGCGUUCAAGAUCAACCCCUUGGGCAUGUUUCUGCCCGUGGUCAUUCAGCUGGGCAUCAGCCUCUUUGCCAACGUUGACGGCAAUUAUGGCUACAACGCCAUCGUUUUUGCCCUUCUCCUCGUCGCCUAUUAUCUCGAGCCCAAGCCCGAGCCGGUCCUGACGGCCCUUGUCCUUCUCUCCGCUUCCAUUCUGAUUGAUAUCAUUACCCUGGGCGUGUACGCUCAUGGUCGCGCAACCCUCAAGCACUCCAACUCGGGGCUCAAGCAAAAGUACAUUGACACCACCAAAUUUGCCCUGGCCAUGACCAUCAUCAACUUUAUUAUCAAGCCUUUCACCGCCUACGUCACCUACCUCGAGUUUCGUCAACGCGGUGGUGAUGUCAUGACCACCCUGCGUGGGGAGACCGCUUACGCCUCAGUCGAGGACCAUGCCGAGCCCUACCACGGCAACGCCUCGGCCGUGCCGGGCUACAGCGUGGAGCCUCAGGACAGCACCGGUGGUUACCAGGGAUCAUCACCCGCCGUCGGUGACAAGGACAGCCAGGCCUAUAGCAUUCCUCCGGCUGCCCAGCCGCGACGCGCCAAGAGGAAGGAUCAGUGGGAAGAGUUUGUUUCUCCAAGCCAAGCACAACAGACGGUCAGCCACUCCCAGAACGAGCUCCAAGCCAAUCACAACAGACAGACAGUCACUCCCAGGGACAACGUCGCCAUGAAUGAAAGAGAUGAAACACAGCUGUACAACGCGUGCAUUCAAAGCGAUGCACAAGAGGCACUACAGCUGCUGAACAGCUGGACCGGCCAACGGAUUCGAGAUGCUGCCGCCUAUCGAGAUGGGGAUGGCGACACGCCACUGCACCACGCCUGCCAUCGCGGCCUGGUGGGGGUAGUGGAGAUGUUGCUAAAGCACCGUGUUGAUGCUGAAGCCCAGAACAUUAAUGGCAGUACUCCACUGCACAUUGCCUGCCAAGAGGGGCAUAAAGACGCGGUGCAAGUGCUGCUGGAUUACGGCGUUGGUACUGAAGCAAGGCACAGAACCACAGCCUCUGUUGUUGCGGCGGUGGACACUUGGCUCAAGCCUCUCCUGCCCGGGCGCAACAGCGACCAUCCCCUCCCGCACCUCAAGGCCUUUAUCAAUGGCGCCAUCAAUCAUGACCCGGAGCUUGCGACGACAGUCGAUGAUAUACAGAAGACUAUGGAUGAAGCCCCACCAGAAUUUCCCGCGAUAGACUGGCCCGCCUUCGAGAAUAUUACCACACAAGCCCUCGGCGCCCUCGACCAGGCGCUUGAAGCGCCCGAAGCGUUGAACAACUACUUGGGCCAGCUGAACCCAGAUGAAAAGACCCUGGGCUCAGUGCUUCAAGAGCUACAAGACAUUGCAGGGCGAUUUGAGCUGCAACCAAUUCUUCUCGAGCUCCAGGCUAAAUUGGCAGUGUGCCCCGUUCCACCCACCACACCCGCAACCGUACCCGAGGCGCCACCCAAGGACCUUAAGGCAGCACUGGACAAGUUUGCCGAGCUGCACGACAUAGGACCCAGGCGGCGAAACCUGCUCAUCACCACCAACACCAACCUCAAGCACCUGAUGCUGGGUUUAAUCGACGCACUGGAUGCCGUAGCAGGAGCGGGUACCAACGAUACGAUUCAUCGUGUCAACACGCUGCGGCAAAGCGUUGAAUGCUUGGAUGUGAGGGCACCGCCUCCGGCCGAGACGUUGCCCAAUUCAUGGGAGCAGUUGCGCCAGGCUCACAAAAGGCUGAGCUUGUCCGAGCUGAAUGGCCUCAAGGAGCUCAGAAACUGGAGAGCAGAGCAUAAUCCUGAGCAUCAUGAUUGGUAUUUGGCGUUUGUGUUGCACGAGUCGCAAGCUCUGGUGCAGCAGCUUCAGGACAUGAUCGACUGGCAGGCCACAACGCUGUCCGUGCUGACCUCGUGCAAAAUAUAUGCUGAUGGAAUCUCGCAGAACAGUGCGGAUCAAGUCGUAUCUAUCCACGAAGAAGUGGUCGAGCUGCAGGAGAACAUCCAGGCAACCACGGCAUUCUUGCCUUUGGCUUCAGAUGAGAUGCGAGCUGGCCUUGAGGAUCGAUUGCAAAAGAUGAAGGAGCGUCUGGUCAUUUUGCAGCAACAACUAUCAGAUCAAACACAGGUCGACCAGGUGGCGGCAUUGGCAGGGCUACUGUAUCGUCACUUCCCAGCUCUGCUGGUCUUUUUGCGCCCUGAGCAGAGCGCGCUGGGAGCGCGGCUCCGCACAGUGCUUGGCCCCGACCUUCCGGCCAGUCUUAUCUUGGAGGCCAUGACCGAAGUGGACCGGGCAUUGUCGCUCUCUACCUUGGGACAUCUCAACCUUCAUUACAACCAAAACCACAAGGUCUACAAGGCCCGCGCCGCGCUACCAAAUCACCCCGAGCAAGAUUUGGCUGUGAAGGAGUAUGCUUUUGCUUGUCAGCAAAAGAAGGAUCGGUGCCGGACAUUUCUCCGCGAACUUCGCGCCAUGCGCAAGCUUGAGCAUCCACAUAUCAUUCCUGUCCUCGGGGCUCUUGUGGAUGUGAAAGAUGGCCAACCGAGUGCUUACCUGGUGCAGCCAUGGUGUACGCAAGGGGAUCUGCAACAGUGGCUCGGCGAAGCGCGUCAACUGGCUACUUCGGAGGUGAUUGCUGGGCUCAUGGCACAGCUACGCACGGCUCUGGCUUUUAUGCACAGCAAGGGCCUGGUGCACCGGGAUGUCAAACUGAGCAACGUCAUGUUGGAUGGUGACCAGGAUCAGCCUGUUGUGCGGCUCGGCGAUUUUGACAUUGCCAAGGCCGCCGCCGAAACCACGAUGUUGCCUUGUACGGCCACAAGCUCGUCGGGCACAGCAGGAUAUGUGCCACCUGAGGUGCUUUUUGGUGGGGGGCGUGUGGGCGCACGUCCAGCGCAAGAUGCCUUUUCCUUUGGCUGUGUUCUCUACAACACCUACAUGUACCCACUAACGGUACCGCCUGCAAAAAUUUCACCUGCAAACCCAUGGAUGUGUGAUUCAACAAGCGAUUUGUACAAGGAAACGCGAGCCCUGCUCGCAACAGAUCCGAAGCAAAGGCCGAGUCUACUCGGCGCCGCGCAGAAUGCGCAGCGACCUGGAGGCGUCCAAGUUGGCCCCGCCAUUGACGUUUUGCGCAACGCACCUGAGCUCAUUUCAGAGGUGGCCGACCUUUUGAAGCAGCUGAGUACUGACGAGCAAGGGCUACCCAACAUCGCCGUGCAGCGGGUAGAGCGCGUGCAAAAUCCCGUGUUGUGGGAACGUUACAGUGCAAAGCGGCGGGAGAUGUUGCAUUGCACCACAAGUCAGGAGCACUAUGAUGGGCUUUUAACGGCCAAGGUUGAUGAGCUCUCAGGCUGUCCCGCCUUGCUUCGUGAUACAUGCUGCCAAGAACGGCUGCUGUUUCACGGCAUCCCCCACGACAAGUUGUUGCGCGACAAGAUUGUGCGCCUGGGCCUCGACUAUCGCUUUGCCGGCAGCAGCGCGGGCCACCGAUUUGGUCUUGGUGUUUACGCAGCCGACCAUCCCGGCAAACCUGAACCCAACGGCGAACACAUGCUCAUCAUCACGCGAGCACUGCUGGGGCAUGCCUUUGUUAAUUACUCACCUCCUCCUGGAGCGUUGGCCCCUCCACUCUUACCCAAUGCGCCCAACAACGAACGGUAUGACUCGGUCAUUGCUACACCGCCUGGCGAAACCCAUGAAGUUGUGAUUUUCGACAAUGCUCAAAUAUACCCCGAGCUGGUCGUCUACUAUAACGUUCAGACUUUUCCGCUUGGGUGA
Molecule: messenger RNA, 3808 nt
Organism: Monosiga brevicollis MX1
Lineage: Eukaryota; Choanoflagellata; Craspedida; Salpingoecidae
Exons: 15
Coding region: 14-3808 (1264 amino acids)
Biological process (GO): angiotensin-activated signaling pathway; protein phosphorylation
Molecular function (GO): ATP binding; protein binding; protein kinase activity
Source: RefSeq, a predicted model, not a curated record